Messenger RNA from Auxenochlorella protothecoides, 2319 nucleotides. Its product is annotated as Ubiquinone biosynthesis protein COQ4-like protein, mitochondrial. The record is from RefSeq and is a predicted model, not a curated record. The coding region runs from base 1 to 2319 and encodes 772 amino acids. The transcript has 7 exons. Gene Ontology annotation, biological process: ubiquinone biosynthetic process; protein phosphorylation. Lineage: Eukaryota; Viridiplantae; Chlorophyta; Trebouxiophyceae; Chlorellales; Chlorellaceae. Gene Ontology annotation, cellular component: mitochondrial inner membrane. Gene Ontology annotation, molecular function: ATP binding; protein kinase activity.
AUGAUCCUUCGAACUUCACCCAGCCCCGUGUACCCUUCUUCGUCGCAGAGCCGGGAGGACCGGCAGCGGCUGGGGGAUGCCAUUGAGGAUGGGGCGCUGAGUGCCUUUCCCAUUCAGCCCCUGAGCGUGGGAAGCCAUGGCGCGACGCGGGUCUCCUUCCAUCCCACAGGCGACCCCAACACGACCGAGGUGACGGUGCGGCAUGCCUUCACCGCCCGCUUUGCAGAGGGCCAGAACUUUGCCAACGAAGGCCAGUACAAUGCGGACGAUGGCCCACCCUUGCCCCCGCCCUCGGCCCGGUCCUCCAGCAGCCUGCUGGAUACCCCACCCGACCUGCCGGGGCUGGAGUCGCUGGUGCUCCACCCCCGCACCAUGACCUUCCGGAAGAACCUGGCGCACCUGAAGCCCGCGCUGCCACGUGUACCGCUGCCUGUCGACCCUCUGCCGCAGCGCCACCCACUGGAGCUCGACCCCAAGCACGUGCUGGUGGGGCCCCGCAUUGCCGUGGGCGGCUUCAGCGAGGUCUUCAUCUGCAAGUACCAGGGCAGCCUGGCGGCGGCCAAGCUGCUGCUCAACCUGUCGCCCAAGGGGCGCGAUGCUUUCCUCCGCGAGGUGGAUGUGCUGGCCACGCUGCGCCACCCCAACCUCCUCCUCUUCCAGGGCUUUGUGCUGUCACCCUACCUUGGCAUCGUCACAGAGUACAUGGCACGGGGCAGCCUGUUCAAGGUGAUGCGGGCCAGCGCCGAGGGCCCGCUCCCCCUGCGCCUGGUGCGCACCGUGGCGGUGCAGGUGGCGCGCGGCAUGGCCAGCCUGCACUCCCGCCCCCAGCCGCUGCUGCACCUGGACCUCAAGUCGCCCAACAUCCUGCUGGACGACAAGUGGCGCGUGAAGAUUGCCGACUUCGGCCUGGCCCGCCUCAAGGUACACGCGCAUGUGACCCCGGGCGCGCCCUCGGGCACGCCCGAGUGGAUGGCGCCCGAGGUCCUGCGCUCCGAGCCCUACGCGGAGGGCGCCGACGUGUACAGCUACGGCGUGGUGCUGUGGGAGAUGCUGACGGGGCAGCAGCCCUGGGAGGGGCUGCUCCCCGUCCAGGUGGUGGGCGCGGUGGGGUUCCAGGGCAAGACUCUGCCCCCGCCCGCCACGGGCGACCCCUUCCUGGCCCGGGUCUGCGAGAGCUGCCUCAGCCAGCUGCCGGGCGCACGCCCCAGCUUCGACGCCAUCCUGCAGGAGCUGGAGCAGGAGUUUGCGCCCUCCGGCUACUCCAAGCUGAGCCACUCGCUGAGCGCCGCCGGCAUGCACCUGCAGGCGCAGGGCGAGGGCCGCGACUCCGGCAUGCGCACCGGGUCCACCAUGCAGCGCGGCAGCUACGAGGAGGGUGCGCGCCCCACCACCAGCAGCACGCGCCCCUCCUUUUCGCUCCUGUCCAGCGCCGCCGGGGGCGUGCGCGGGUCCAGGGGGGACGCCUCCCUCCGCAGCUCCUUUGAGGGCGUGGGCGAGGGGCGUCCUGCCGCGGCCUACCCCACCCACGUGCCCCUGACCGGCCUGCAGCAGGGCGCACUGACGGUGCUCAGCGCGCUUGGCGCGCUGGCCUCCCCCCGGCGCGCCGACCUGGUGGCCGCCGUGGGCGAGACCAGCGCCGGCCCCGCGCUGGCCGCGCUGCGCCGACGCAUGACCCUGGACCCCCGCGGCGCCGACAUCCUGGCGGAGAGGCCACGCGUGACCGAUGCGCUGUUGCGGCGCGCGGCGGCCCUGCCGCCCGACACCUUUGGUGGGGCCUACGCCGCCUUCAUGGGCACGCGCGGCUUCUCGGCCGACGAGCGGCCGCCCGUGCGCUUCGUGGCCGACGCCGAGCUGGCCUACAUCGUCACACGGGCGCGGGAGGUGCACGACUUCUGGCACGUCCUCUUUGGCUGCCACACCAACGUGCAGGGGGAGGUGGCACUCAAGGCGGUGGAGUUCCUGCAGACCGGCCUGCCCAUGACGGCGCUCGCGGUGGUGGCGGGGGAGCUGCGCCUGCCCGCCGAGCAGAGAGCCGAGCUGAACAGGACCUACCUGCCGUGGGCGCUGCAGGCGGGCGCCCAGGCCGCAGACCUCAUGUGCAUUCCCUACGAGAAGCACCUGGAGGACAACCUGGACGAGCUACGGCGCAGGUACCGCAUCAUCAUCGCCCCGGCCACUGCCGGUGCGGCAGCCAGAGCCGGCUCUCCUACGCCGCCCCUGGGCGCUGCUCCCCCCGGAUUUGAGGGGCUUGGCCCUGGUGUUGAGGGCGGCACUGCAGCCCAGCUGCACGAGACCAGCGGUCGACUGGGUCCUGUGUGA